AUGAAGAAGCCGGUUAAGAGCAAUAGCGAGACCUGUCAAGAGAUUGAAGAAGUCAAUGAACGAACAUUAAUGAUGAGGAGGAUGCUUGAGUGUAUAGACAAAGGAGCUGAAGAUGAGAUCAAUGAAACUUAUAGAUAUGCACCAUAUGAUGAAGUGCCAGAGUUUGUUACUCUGUGGUCAAUAGAAGAGACGCACGGCAUGCUAAACGAUGUGGCCAUUAUUAUAGUUUCAAUAAAAGAAUGA
Ordospora colligata OC4 is the source of this 243-nucleotide messenger RNA. RefSeq lists its product as uncharacterized. NCBI's taxonomy places the organism in Eukaryota, Fungi, Microsporidia, Ordosporidae. The transcript has a single exon. The coding region runs from base 1 to 243 and encodes 80 amino acids. The record is from RefSeq and is a predicted model, not a curated record.